CCGCAUCGUGCUGCAUGUGAUUUGACGCUCCAACUCGUAUGAUCCUUAACAAAUAUUCCUACCUGGCGAUCCUAUGGGUUUUCGUGGUGUCUUGCCAAUUAUUCCCCCGACUUGCAAAAAUUACAUCCACUUCAUUGGCAAGUCUAACGCUCAGAUUCCCCGGUAAACAUCUGCAGCAAGCUUCAAUGUCAACGUCCAACUUUUCGUCAUACCUCAAGUCCCGGAAGGCAAAUUUUCUAGCUGAUAAUGGGAAGGGAUGGACAGUGGUAAUGGGCAAUGAAGCGGGCGAUCUCGAUUCUCUCGCUAGUGCACUCGGAUAUGCCUGGUUGCGCUCCAACAAGAGCGAAAAAGCGAUCGCAUAUAUAACUACACCUAAGGAGGAUUUCGUCCUUAGAGCAGAGAAUUUGUACGCCCUUGGUCUUGCUGGAAUCAACUACCCUUUUGAAGAGCUCUAUUGCUCUGGUGAUCCUAUGCCAUCACAAGUGUCCCAGUUUGCACUUGUGGAUCACAACGUCCUUCACACUAGACACGCAUCUCCAACAGCCAGGGUUGUUGCAGUGAUAGAUCACCACGAGGAUGAAGGACAAUACAAGGAUACAGCUGAUCCCAGGAUAGUCGAACCAGCAGGAAGUUGCUCGUCUCUUAUUGCAAGAUUGUAUCAAUCGUCCCCCAAUCUUUCCGUACCCCCAGAACUGUCGACGCUCUUGCUGAGUGCUAUUUUGAUCGAUACCCAUGGCCUAAAAGAGGGAGGAAAAGCUUUAGAUGUCGACAGGGAGGCAGCUGCGUUUUUAAAAAUCUCCGCGUCAUCAGAUAAACAACCAAUUACCCACUUCCCUUCCGUUCAGUCUCUAUCCGCGACGUUGGGAGAGAAGAAGCUAUCUGUAUCCCAUCUCAGCACGCGGGACUUGCUACGGAGAGACUACAAGGAGUACGCAUUCAGCAUGCCUGCAUCCGAGGAUAUGACGCCAUCUUCCGAUGUAAUAAGAGCGGGUCUUGCCACCGUCCCACUUCGCCUCUCUGCAUUCUUUGCAUCAUCAAAUUAUCCUAUAAAAGAAAUUCAAGAUUGGCUCGCCGAAAGAGAUCUUGGCGUUCUCGGCAUACUCACUACUUUUCGGAGCAAGAAAGGCAAGGGAAGGCGGGAGCAACUUUGGAUAAUCAAGGCAGAUGAAGGCAUCGCAGAGAAACUUUGGCAGGGCCUCGAAUCAAGCGAAGAGCUUAAGCUGAAAAGGCUUGAUUUCUCAAAGUUCGUUGGCGGCGCCAACGCGGCUGAGGAAUCUGAAGACGAGGAUGCUGGAGAAGUCACGACCGAUGAAGCGCGGUUUGGGGAGUCAUAUGUUGCAAGGGCAUACAAGCAGGGUAAUGCAAACGCGACGAGGAAGCAGACUGCUCCCAUUCUCCGGAGAAUUAUGGAUGGGCUAUGAACUCAUGAGGUGAUUGCUUGACACAGUUUGAAACUCGCUCGUACCUGAUAUAUCCGAUGUAUAUGUAUAAAGACACGCAAUGAACCCAUGCAAAGUUAACGAUCGCCGUGUCGGAUUAUCCUUCGUUUCUUCAUAAGU
Molecule: messenger RNA, 1559 nt
Organism: Suillus subalutaceus
Lineage: Eukaryota; Fungi; Basidiomycota; Agaricomycetes; Boletales; Suillaceae
Exons: 3
Coding region: 39-1421 (460 amino acids)
Cellular component (GO): cytoplasm
Molecular function (GO): exopolyphosphatase activity
Source: RefSeq, a predicted model, not a curated record